Tetrahymena thermophila SB210 is the source of this 744-nucleotide messenger RNA. Its product is annotated as transmembrane protein, putative. The transcript has 2 exons. NCBI's taxonomy places the organism in Eukaryota, Ciliophora, Oligohymenophorea, Hymenostomatida, Tetrahymenidae. The record is from RefSeq and is a predicted model, not a curated record.
AUGAGUUUCCUAAAGUUACAUAAACUAAAAAAAUUAAGAAUAGAAAGCAAGCAAUGCACCUAGAAGAUACUUACAGUAAAUGGACCUAUGAAAGACCCAAAUGAAGAGCCUAAAAUAAAUAUUCUGGAAGCUAUUCUACUACAUCUUUUUUUAAGUGGCUUAUCAAUCAAGCAUAUUUUGUUUUCGAAUACUUCUUUAUCAAUUAUUAAUUGGUUUAAUUCAGGUAUCAUUGGUAAUAAGCACAUGGAUGAGGAAAUAUUUGUAAAGCAUUAACCUAUGGUUACUACAUACCAUUAAUUUAAGCUAACUCCGAUUAUGGUUUCAAUUUAGGAUUCUGGUGCUUAAAAUUCAAUACCUAUCACUGAAAUUAAAAUUCCAAUUGUUAAAAAAGCUUUUCUAUUUAUAUACCUUGAUAUUAAAGGAAAUAAAAAUAAGAAAAUAAUGUAAAAUAUUGAGCUUAGAGUAUAAAAAUAUCCAAUAAAUUCAGAUGUCAAACCAAGUCCUUAAAUAUGUGCAGCAUAUAAAGGAGUAAUAAAAGACUAAGCAGUCGAAAUUCCAAUGGAUACUAAAAAUGUUGAGAAUAUUUUUUUAUCUGUCAAAUAUUUGUAAUACUCGCUGGUGUCAAUAGAGCUAUUCUUUUUUAUAUUUUUUGGGAGAUAUUUAACAGCAAUUAAGCUUAGUAAAAAGAUAGAGCUUAUAGUAUAAAAAGGUAUAAAGUCUCCAAUAAAGGAGUAACAUAUUUGA